UUCUCCUUAAGCUUUAUUCUUAAAAAGAUAAGAACAUCUUCCCUCUUUCUCUUCUGCACUUCUGCCCUUCUGCAGCAUUAAAUACUUAAGACUCCCUCUUUUCCUUUAACUUUUUCUUCCAUCCACUCUUCAUUCUUAAUACAUCCAAUAUAUGUUAUUCAUUCCUUUUGCUCUUCAAAUCAUAACCCACUCAUUACCCUUUAAACCCCUCAUCUUUCUGUCACCCUUCUCUCAUGUUUCUGACCUCCAACGCCCUACUCAUGAACCCGCCGGACCUCUCCUUGCACAUCAGCCUCCCCUUCUUCGCCCCGCCCUCUCACAAUUCUGAUUUGACCCAUCAAAAUGGUUUCUUCCGCUUAGGAUAUGAACCGGGCCAUGUGGGUCGUCCUCGUUCUCGUCACCAAGCUUAUAACGUCGUCCAUGGCCGCCGCCGUGACUUUAAACGAAGUGGUGGCGGGUGUGGAGUGAGAAGAAGCAUCCGAGCUCCUAGAAUGAGAUGGACUACGACGCUUCAUGCUCAUUUUGUACACGCUGUUGAGCUUCUUGGCGGCCAUGAAAGAGCUACUCCAAAAUCAGUAUUGGAGCUUAUGAAUGUCAAGGAUCUAACCCUAGCUCAUGUCAAAAGCCAUUUGCAGAUGUUCCGAACAGUGAAGAACAGUGUGAAGAAGGGAACAGACGAUUAUGGAAGGCCUGAGAUUGAAGCAGAUGGGGUUUUAUCUUCUUCUUCUUCUUCUUCUUCUUCAUCAUCAUCAUCAUCUUCUUUAUCUGUGUGCAGAGGCAAUAGUUGCGAGAGGACCAACUCAAACGGUGACGUUUUGCAAAGGAUUAAUUUAGAGUUCACUCUUGGAAGACCUAGUUGGCAAUUGGAUUAUGGGGAUGCAAAUAAUAAUAAAGUUUAAAAUAACAAAGUUUAGUGUGUUUUUAUUAUUGUAUUAAGAAAAUAUGAGUAGAAAUGAAUGCCGGGAAUGAAGGUGCUCCUACAUGCCCCCAUGUCCAUGCCCAUGCCCAUUUCUUGGCCAUCUUCACCUUUGAGGUGCUCAUCGGCUUCAGUCCCGCACUCUUGCAGCACAAUGGCUAGCAAUGGCUCUACACACUGGCUACAACCAUGCCUUCUUGAGCCCUCAAAUUUUCAUUUACUCUCACUAUAAAUUUUAACAUUCAAGUGGUCAUGUUUCUUAAAAAGUUAUGUUCGUUUUCAAAUAUCUUAGAUGUCUGUAAGUUACUUUAUAGUGAGUUAUUUGACUCUCGAACAUGGAUGAAUUGGUUUACGAUGCUGA
Cucurbita maxima (winter squash) is the source of this 1277-nucleotide messenger RNA. Its product is annotated as probable transcription factor KAN4. The transcript has 4 exons. Bases 234 to 899 code for a protein of 221 amino acids. Gene Ontology annotation, cellular component: nucleus. The record is from RefSeq and is a predicted model, not a curated record. Gene Ontology annotation, molecular function: transcription cis-regulatory region binding. Gene Ontology annotation, biological process: abaxial cell fate specification; regulation of DNA-templated transcription. Lineage: Eukaryota; Viridiplantae; Streptophyta; Magnoliopsida; Cucurbitales; Cucurbitaceae.